Condylura cristata (star-nosed mole) is the source of this 1218-nucleotide messenger RNA. RefSeq names its product phytanoyl-CoA 2-hydroxylase (gene PHYH). The transcript has 9 exons. Gene Ontology annotation, molecular function: phytanoyl-CoA dioxygenase activity. The record is from RefSeq and is a predicted model, not a curated record. The coding region runs from base 1 to 969 and encodes 322 amino acids. Gene Ontology annotation, biological process: fatty acid alpha-oxidation. NCBI's taxonomy places the organism in Eukaryota, Metazoa, Chordata, Mammalia, Eulipotyphla, Talpidae.
AUGGUUAUGAGAAGUGACUUUCUGAAAGUAGCUUACCCCACUUCUGGGGCUCUUCAGCCUACCAGUUUCCAUCCUCAGAAGUUCCAGUUUACUCAGGAUAAUAAUGUUCUAAGCCUGGAACAGAGAAGAUUUUAUGAAGAAAAUGGAUUUCUUGUCAUUAAAAAUCUAGUCUCUGAUGCUGACAUUGAACGCUUUAGGAAUGAGUUUGAAAAAAUUUGCAGAAAGGAGGUGAAGCCACAAGGACUGAUGGUGAUGAGAGACGUGACCCUUGCAAAGUCAGAGUAUGUUCCAAGCGAAAGAGUGAUCACCAAGGUGCAAGACUUCCAGGAAGACCAGGAACUCUUCAGAUACUGCACCCUCCCUGAGAUCCUGAAAUAUGUGGAGUGCUUCACUGGACCCAAUAUAAUGGCCAUGCAUACGAUGCUGAUAAAUAAGCCUCCGGAUUCUGGCAAGAAGACAUCCCGGCAUCCCCUGCACCAGGAUCUGCACUAUUUUCCCUUCAGGCCCAGUGAUAACAUUGUCUGUGCUUGGACCGCCAUGGAGCACAUCCAUCGGGACAAUGGCUGUCUGGUUGUGCUCCCAGGCACUCACAAAGGCACCCUGAAGCCGCACGAUUAUCCCCAGUGGGAGGGGGGAGUUAACAUCAUGUUCCAUGGGAUCCAGGACUAUGAUGAAAACAACAACAGGGUGCACCUGGAGAUGCAGAAGGGGGACACUGUUUUCUUUCAUCCUUUGCUCAUCCACGGAUCGGGUCGGAACAAGACUCAAGGGUUCCGGAAGGCAAUUUCCUGUCAUUUUGCUGGUGCUACUUGCAAGUACAUCGAUGUGAAAGGCACCAGUCAAGAAAACAUUGAAAAGGAAAUUGUAGGAAUUGCAGAUAAGUUUUAUGGUGUUAAAGGAGAAGUUGACCUGAAGGACGUCUGGCGAUUCCGAGCACGACUCGUGAAAGGACAAAGAAUCAAUCUUUGAACGAGCCCGCUGCUUGUAACUCUUAUAAAGAAAAUCAAAAUGAAACAAGGAGGUCUAAAUGUUUUCUUAAGGAAAUGAUGUGAUCUUUUUCAUCACAAUUAACAAAAUCAGAAUGCAUGUCUAGGUACUUAUUGCAUAAGGUUAAUUUUGCAGUGCAAUGGUGCUUUAUUAGAUGAGAAACUAAUAAAAAUGAAGAUAUUAAUGUUCUAAGGUAAACUGAAUUACAACUAAUAAAGGUGAUUAUAUAUA